Molecule: messenger RNA, 518 nt
Organism: Pichia membranifaciens NRRL Y-2026
Lineage: Eukaryota; Fungi; Ascomycota; Pichiomycetes; Pichiales; Pichiaceae
Exons: 1
Source: RefSeq, a predicted model, not a curated record
AGAUUGUUUCCUUCUAGAAGAAACUAGCUGGAAAAUCUUAAAAUGGAACGCUUUGUAAGGAGAGUUCAGGACAAAAUAGUGGAAACUUUAACUAGUAGUGUAUUCGGAGAAACACGUGCCAGCAAAGAGCCAGACAGAGAAUCUGAGAAGGCAGAGGAAGUGAGUCCGGAACAACAAGAGGAAAGAUCAACUGGUGGAAAUGUGAAAGAAAAUAACGAAGUAUGCGACACUGAAAAUUGCGUUGUAAGGCGAAAUGAUAAUGACAGAGAGAAGCUGUUUGUAGAUUCAGCUGAAGACGAAGUUCCUGACGCCAAUAAUGACAGUAUUGAAGACGGGAAAUGUCAUGUCAAGAGCAGAUCCAUACAUGGAGGUUCUUCCAAACAAAAGCAUAUUUUCUUAGAGGCAGAUAAAAAACUGAUAAAGAUGCACAAAGUUAUACACAAUAAUUCAAAAAUGGAAGAAGAAGAGAAGGAUGCGGCAGAUGAGGAUGAGGUGCAAGAAGAAGAAGAAGAAGAAGA